This is a messenger RNA of Sodiomyces alkalinus F11, 1020 nucleotides long. RefSeq lists its product as hypothetical. The record is from RefSeq and is a predicted model, not a curated record. NCBI's taxonomy places the organism in Eukaryota, Fungi, Ascomycota, Sordariomycetes, Glomerellales, Plectosphaerellaceae. Bases 1 to 1020 code for a protein of 339 amino acids. The transcript is spliced from 2 exons.
AUGUCUACCCGAGCACUUCUCAGCUCAUUCGAGGAAGAGGUCCUUGACCCGGAAGAAGAAACAUUCGAUCUCUUCUCCCACCCGAUCCCCUCGCAGAAUCUAGGCUUCAUCGACCCUAAAGCACAGAGCCUCGAUGUCUCUGUCUCAAUCCCCCCAGGUAACCAAUCGACAGGUCCGGGAACAAAAGGAGCAGCGGCAAGAGAAGCAACGCUAGACUUCACCAUCCACCAGUCGCCCGCGAUCCUAUCGUCGGACCGCGCAGGCGGUACGACAGGCGCAGUCCUGUGGAAAAUCACGCCGCUAUUCGCAGGAUGGCUCGCCUCGCCCCUGGCCCAGCCGUUCUUGCCAUCCCCCGCAAGCGAGGCCAGCACACGCCCCGGCCCGUCCUCUCCGCCGUCGAUCCUCGAGCUCGGAUGCGGCAUCUCCGCCCUAACGGCCUUAGCCGCCGCAUCCCGUGUGCGGAGGUACGUCCUCACCGACCAGCCCUACGUGAGUAAACUGGUACGGAUGAACCUUGACGAGAACCGGGCCCCUCCCUCUUCCUCCUCGGGGAAGCGCCGCAAGACGAAGGGUUCCGGCUCUGCUGCUGUUGCUGCUGCUGCUGCUGCGCAGGGACAAGCGGUCGGGGGAGGAGAGAUCCACUUCGUCCCGCUGGACUGGGAAUUGGACCAGGUCACGCCUGCUCUGACCUGCUCGCCUGACAGGCGGAGCUUUGACGCCGUGGUGGCCUGCGAUUGCGUCUACAACGAGGCGCUCGUGGGGCCGUUCGUCCAGACCUGUGCGGAUGCGUGCCGGCUUCGGCUUCGGGAGGCAGAGGAGGGCCGAGGCGGGGAGGGGGCGGCGGAACCAUGCGUUUGCAUUGUUGCGCAGCAGCUUCGCGCCCCCGAGGUUUUUGAGGCGUGGUUAAGGGCUUUCCACGCACACUUCAGGGUGUGGAGGGUGCCCGAUUCCAUGUUAUCUGAGGGACUUCGCCUUGGGUCUGGGUUCGUGGUGCAUGUGGGCGUGCUGAGGGAAGUCUAG